Anopheles coustani is the source of this 1700-nucleotide messenger RNA. Its product is annotated as proteoglycan 4-like. Bases 1 to 1653 code for a protein of 550 amino acids. The transcript is spliced from 3 exons. Lineage: Eukaryota; Metazoa; Arthropoda; Insecta; Diptera; Culicidae. The record is from RefSeq and is a predicted model, not a curated record.
AUGGGACUGAAGUUGAAGUGGUUCCGGCGAAGAAUUACCUUCGACGGGAUUCCCCCCGCACCGGAAAGGAGUAUUCGCCGAAAGGAGGCUGCUAGUGGGACCGUGACGGGUGUCUAUCGACAAAGUACAAACUUUGAGGACUACAUUGAACCGGUUCGAACGUCCUUUUGGGAACCACCGCCGCAAGCGAUCGCGCGAGCCACAUACCGUACGAGUAACCCGACAAACACCACGUCUACAAACGGACCGUCGUCCUCUUCCCUCUCGAUGACACGAGGUGGAACAAUUGUUGCGUCUACUAACUCCAUCAAAGCACCACCCGCCGUCGUCCCGUUGCCCGUUCCCACCACCAUCUCCUCCGUCAGCAGACCGCAGCCAACGACGAGUACUGAUACGGAAGAUAAGAUAGGUGGUCGCACUGGUAAUGGUGCGCUCCGGCAUGAUACGCCACCCGAACCGACCUACACGCCUCCUCAGCCGCCGGUGCGGAAGGGACUCGUCGGGAAGGCGAAGUCACUGGGGAACCUCGCGAAUGCGACCUCUCCCACUAGCUCCGGUGGCAGCGAAAGAUUCCCACGGGAUGACGGUAAUAGUUCCGACGACUCUACCAGUGGUUAUGUGACGUCGUACGAACUUCGGUCGCCCCGCUCGGUGGAGGUACUGAGUGGUCCAACUCCACCGAGGACUCCCAAGCCAGAUGCACCGGCACGCGUUCCACCAGUGACAGCGAUUCCGAGGACAACGUCAAGUAAUUCGCUUCCCUCCAAAGGUGAUUCUGCGCCUGUAAGUCCUCCAGCUCAGCGGAAACCAGUGGAAGUUGAGCCGGAUUACAUUGUUCCGCUUGCGCCGGAGGACCCCGAACCAAUCUACGACUCGUUCGACGCCAUCUUUGAGCGUGUUAAGGUGCGCAAACCUGCCAGUCCGGUGUCGCAACGAUCCGCACCGAGUACGCCGUCGACACCAUCGCCACCAACGCCAAGGCAGAAGGAAUCUCCAAGGGCAAGGGUUGUGGCGACAAGCGUACCGAACCCGGCCCAGUCCCCGCCACAGCCGAAGUCCAUUUUGAAAAAGCGAGCUCCUGCACCGCCCGCCGUGGUGGAGGCUAUGUCCAGUAUGGUGGUAGACCCCGUUAGCGAACCGGUGAUGACUAUUCCAACGCCUCCACCACGAUCGACACGCGGUGCUCCGACGAGUAAGGAUGUUCCGGAGGCCAUUCCUGAGCCAGUGAAGGUGACGAUCCAAUCCCCUCGGAAGGAAGAGGACAUUCAAAUGAUUCCCCAAGUGGCACACUCCGUCGACCACAACCAAACGACCGACGAUGAUUCCGAUGAGGACUUCAAUUGGGACUUCGUGCAAAGGCAUCGAUCCAGCAUCAACCAAACGAUGGCCGCCCAGACGCAGAUCGAUCCGGAAGUGUUGCGGAAUGCGCCGGCCUCACUUCUGCAAGGUCCUUCCUCUACCGCGCCGUCCCAAUACACCCGCAAUCCGAGCGAACCCGUAGCACAACCACGAACGCUUCGGGGGAUGCGCAAUCAGAGGGCCCGGCCACAGGAGGCGGAACCAAUCAACAGGGACGAUCGCAGUGCGGUGGCCAAACCCCAGACAACGCGAGCGCGUGCCAGCGAUUCGAACUGCUCGGAAACGUCCGCCUGACCUGCGUUCGCUGAUUCACGUAUAGAUUAAAACGGGAAGGUAGAGAU